Messenger RNA from Clunio marinus, 261 nucleotides. The record is from the annotation of a GenBank genome assembly. NCBI's taxonomy places the organism in Eukaryota, Metazoa, Arthropoda, Insecta, Diptera, Chironomidae.
AUGUUUGCUCGCCUCUUAGUUUGGUUUGAGCUGUUGCAACUUGCAACCAGUUCCUUAGACUGUGGUCAAACAUUACUCAUUCAAAGACAGAGAAUGCAAGAAACAUUUGCGUAUAAAUAUGCCGAGAUUGCAAGCAUGAAGAAAUAUCUCGAUCACAUGUGGAAAACGUUAUCGAGCGGAAAGAAUAAGAAAGAAAGAAUGAAAGAAAUUGAAUUAGAGGCAGUGAUGCCACUGCUUGCUCAUGCUCUCAACCAAGCGUAA